This is a messenger RNA of Passer domesticus (house sparrow), 5643 nucleotides long. RefSeq names its product neuraminidase 2 (gene NEU2). Gene Ontology annotation, molecular function: exo-alpha-sialidase activity. Gene Ontology annotation, biological process: ganglioside catabolic process; oligosaccharide catabolic process. The transcript is spliced from 4 exons. The record is from RefSeq and is a predicted model, not a curated record. NCBI's taxonomy places the organism in Eukaryota, Metazoa, Chordata, Aves, Passeriformes, Passeridae. Gene Ontology annotation, cellular component: cytoplasm; intracellular membrane-bounded organelle; membrane. Bases 149 to 1288 code for a protein of 379 amino acids.
CUAGUCAGUGGGAGUUUCACACCACGAAAGGCCACAAGAUGAGUGUGCUCAUCUUUCCCUGUCUGCCCAGUCCUGCCCAGAGGUGAGGUACGGGACCUCAGUGCAGCAGCUUCCCUCGUGCCUUGGAGAGGAAUAGCAGCCUAGCACAAUGGCUGCGUUCCCUGUCCUGGGGCAAGAAACAUUGUUCCGGAACGGCACCUGGAGCUAUCGAAUUCCAGCCCUGCUCUACCUGCCGCGGUUCAGCAUGAUUCUGGCCUUUGCUGAGGAGCGGGAGGACCUGGUGGAUGAACAUGCCAAGCUGAUAGUCAUGCGCAGAGGCGUGUACGACCCAGCCACGCAGCACGUUCAGUGGAAAAGAAUGGAGACCCUUGUCAGUGCACAGCUGGAAGGCCACCGAUCUAUGAACCCCUGCCCAGUAUAUGAUGAAGUCUUGGGGAAACUCAUCUUGUUCUUCAUAGCUGUCCCAGGAAAGAUCUCUGAGCAGCAUCAGCUGAAGACAAAGAUCAACCUGGUACGUCUCUGCUAUGUCACCAGCAUGGACCAAGGGCGCACCUGGAGUGCUGCCCAGGAUGUCACCGACAGGACCAUUAGGAAUGAAUACAAGAACUGGGCCACGUUUGCAGUGGGGCCAGGUCAUGGAUUACAAUUGCUCAAUGAGGCUCGGAGCCUUGUGAUCCCUGCCUAUGCCUAUCGUAUCUUGGACCCCAAGCAACACCCCACCCCUCAUGCCUUCUGCUUCAUCAGCUCCGACCAUGGGACAACAUGGGAGAAGGGGAACUUUGUAGGGGAGGAGAGUGCAGUGGAGUGCCAGGUAGCAGAGGUGCAUACCUGUGGCAGAAAGGUCCUUUAUUGCAAUGCAAGGAGCAACAGGGGAGCCAGGAUCCAGGCUGUCAGCUACAACCACGGGCUGGACUUUGAGGGGGGCCAGCGGGUUGAAAUGCUAAUAGAACCUCCCUCAGGGUGCCAUGGAAGUGUUACUGCCUUUCCACCUCCCCCGGAUGCCAGAUGUCAAGACAGUUGGUUACUCUACGUUCAUCCUACAGACCCAAGGGGUCGAAAAGAUUUAGGAAUUUACCUCAACAAAAGCCCUUUAAAUCCAGCACACUGGACAAAACCCAGCAUACUUUUCAAGGGUCUGUGUGCUUAUUCAGAUCUGCAGUACAUGGGCGUUGGGCCCGAUGGCUCACCUUUGUUCUCCUGCCUCUUUGAAUAUGGGACCCACAGACAAUGUGAAGAGAUUAUUUUUGUCAUGUUCACUUUGAAGCAAGCCUUUCCCUCAGAAUACUGAGUCUCAAGCCUUUCCAUCACCAUCCCUCCAAAAACCAUCUUUGCUGAUGCUUUUUACUGUCAUUUCUCAUCCCUCAGCAAAAGGGUUUUUUUUGUUCCUGCUGCACACAUAGUUUGGUAUUGGCUUGUUGUGUCUGUAGAUUGUGAAGUCCAUUAAACAUACCACAACUUAACACAUUUGGUUUUGUUUUCUAUUGCAUUUUUGCCUUUCUCUUUGGCUGCUUUUUUACACCUCACGUGCCCAAAACAAGUGUGACCUUUGUAUAGGGCUUCUCAUCUUGAGGUCUCUGACAGACUUCAUGAGGGACACGUGUGCUGACAGCACAGGGACUGCAAAGGAGCAAAUGGCAGCAGGGUUAUGCUGAGUGGUAUUUAGUAAGUUGUGGAGAAACUUCUAAAGAGGGCACUGGGCUUACUACCCUGUAUCUGCUGUCAUCUUCUUCAGGAAGCUGCUUUGGCUCUGGUAAGGAGCAGUGCUUCUUGCAGCCAGUGUAGGAAUGCAGGCGCCUGUAAUUUCCAGGGCUUUCUGUCUCCUUAUUUCAGCAAGGCCAUGUGAUGCCUUGCUCUUGGGAUAUUCCAUGCCAACUUCUUCAGUGUUUUUGGGGCUGCCUUGUUGAGUUCCUAGGCACCCCAGAGGCUUCUGCCUAACUUAACCUUCUCCUUACUUCCCAUGCUGUUUUCUUGCUUACUCACCCUUUUGCUUACACUGCAUUGAGAAGGUGCAGUUUCCCAUGUGUAAGAAAAUCACAGCCUUGUGUGCUCUUCCUGCUCCCUCUCCCUGGGCAGUGUUAGUAGGGCUCAAUGAGGACACCAGGACCCUUCCAUGUUGGGGGACAGAGCAAGUGGCAAAAAUGGCAUUUUGCCUAUAUGGAAGCUGCAGGAUCAGGACAGGUCUGCAGAGGGAGCUCCCAAUUUAGAGUCAGGAGGGGAAGUGCUUGCUGGUCUUUCUGACACAACUGCCGAGCUAUGAUCCGCAUGGCAAUUACUCUUAUUGUUGACAACCCCAUGUCUUGUUAUUACAGAGUAUUAUUGGCAUAUGAGGCACUAUGUCAAACAAAUAACAUUGCCCCACUUUCAGCAAAAAAAGCACCAGUGUCAGAGGAAGGAGAACUGACCAAGGCCAGGGUAACAUAAAACAUUCAAGCUGGGAGGCUUUCCAAUGUAGACAGAUUUUCAGCAGAUUUCUGAAUGAAACAGCUCUAGUUUUGGUGAGAGAGACACUAUUCUACUACUAGACAGUGUGUUUUGAAAGGAGGCUUUAUACAAUGCCUAGACAAGGGACUGACCAGAAACAAAUGGCUACCAUGUGAGACACAUCAGAGCAGAUGGAGCUAGGAAAGUGUUGCCCAUGCCUCUGGACAAAAUUCUGCGUAUGAACCAGCCUGUGCUUGUUUCCUGUGUGUUGUAUCCUGCAUCUAUGCACAUGUUUAAUGACUGCAAGGAAAAUGUUUGUUUGCUCUAUUGCUGAAGAAAACCUCCUGCUUUUCAGAGGUCUGUCAGAACACAUCCCCUUUGGUGAGCACUACCAAGUCCCAUAGGAUCCUUGGCAGUCUCUGCUCAUGUCCAUGAGUCUCUGCUUGCACAGUGCUCCUACCCUUGCCUUUUACUACUGACAGCUUUCAUGGGUGUUGGAAAAAGAGGCCCUGACUUUCCUCACUACGGAGAUUUGUUUCAGGGCACCUGGAUGCUGCAGAUACCAAGGGAGUGAAGGGAUCUCAUGACCUUCACAGAUACACUGGUAACUUGUCAAGCUUUUCCCAAACAGCAGGUCAGUAACAUGCUGGGCUGGAGUAGCAGAGUGGCUCAGGUAGCCAGUACUUUUUGGGUAUUACUCAUAUGCUCUUUAGAUGUAGGACAGAAUCUAAAUCACCUUUGUGGCCAACAGCCUAUCACUGAUGCAUAAUUAGGGAAUGUUAUAUUUAGAUUUCUGCAAAGCUAACUGCUGCUCUAUAGACUUAACCUCCUCGUCAGGUACUAUGGAAUACUUUAGUUUUGUGACAUGGAAAUGCAUACUUAAGUUUCUAUCUGGCCAAGCCUGGCAGUUCCCAUGCUGAUGCAGUGCACAGGCUGAAUAUAAGUUUGGAGGAGGGGUUGUGUGACCACUGUACAUCUUGAAUGAUGCCACAGACAGUAUUUAUUUACUGGUUCUGGAGAGGCUGCUGCGUGGACACCAUCUGGCACAGUACUACCUGGACAUCUAUAGCAAAACUAGUUCAGAUAAAGAGUCUACAAUUGUGUCUUGAAGAUAAGCUAUUAUUCCAAGCUAACAAGCCAUUAGGGAUCACAGAGCUGUUUAUAUUAGGGGAUUGGGAUUUACCUUUUGAGCUGCUGAAGCUGUACUGUUCUUUAUUUUAGGACGAAGAAAUACCCACAGAAACCAGCCUGCACAUUCAAUUGUCACAAUCAUAAUUUGUACUUGGAUCCCUUCCCCUUGUUUUUGUCUCCAAGUCAAGGACUAGUGUGUGCCUGGACAUGGGAUUUGAAGGAAAUAGCAGCAGAUUGCUAAAAAUCUACAUUGGUGGAGGGGUGGAUAGGAGCUAAGUACACGGCUGAUUAGUCUCAGAUAUCUAAUGAGGGCUUUUACCUGUUACCUGGUGUUAGUUUGCAGAAGAUCAGGAGAAGCUCUCCAAACAGUUUCAUUCUAUCAAAAUUGAUGUUGUGAGCAGCUCUGUCCACUCUGCAUCCGGAUACAUGUCUGUUGCAUGGAGAGCACUGUGAGGUCAAGCAGUGGUUGACAUUCAGAGCUGUUCUGCUUCCUGCUGCAGCUGUGCUCCAGAGAAGCUAUUGGAGGUACCAGAAAUCCCAAGGAUUUGGUGCAGCUGAGGUUAACAGUGCACUGUGGCCAGGCAGGGCUGUCAAAGCAUCUGCAUGGUGCCUUUGUCAUAUGCAGACUCUCAUUUUGGUUGGGAGAAUAGAGUUUGUAACCACUCUUUACCUUACAGCUACUGGCAGAGCCACUUCAUGGCAUUCUGUGUCUGACUCCAUUUAGGCACCUGAAUCCAUAGGAGUUUGUCUGCUAAGGGCCUGUGUGGAUGUGGGUGGAACUGAAGGCCAGGUUCAGCUGAGCUAAUUUUCACGUGCAGACAGUGCUUGCUCAGCAUGGACAGGAAGCCCUGCACAGUGCAGUUCUGCUCAUCUAGCAGGGCCCUGUCCUGGCCACACAGCUUUGGGCUGCUGCUACCCACAGUUUCAUCUUGCUGCAGAGGUUAAGGACACUGCAGACCAAGCCUCUGCAUAGCUGAAAGCAGCAAGAAGGCUUACAGAGAUGGAUGCUGGGUUGUGCUGGUUCACUCUCCCUCUCCACACCCACCCAUUCUAGCUUCCCCAUGUGCACAAACACUGUUCUCUCCUGCCUUGCUGUCCAUGCAGUGUACAGCACAGUACUUCAUGCACGGUCCAGGUACUGCGGUUCCAGCACUUCUCCUGGUCUGGGAACCAAGGGUUGCAUAGAGCUGACAGAGUUUGCACCUUUCCUCUGCCUCUGAACUUUGAGUCCCAGCUCAGCUGCUGCUUUCAGGUAUAGCUGAAAUAUGGAUGUGCAGAGAGCAGAGUGGUUGGAGGUACAGGAUAGACAACCAAAAUUGUCAUGCAGGCAGUGCCCCUGUAGGAAUGUUCUGGCAUUGCUGCAAAUAUAUCUUGGAGAUGCAGCACUAAGCAUGCCACACAGCAUAGCUGAGGAACAGAUGUACACACAAAGAAAAGGGAAGUGAAAGCUCCAGUUCUCCCCUCUCUGACGCAGGUUGCAGACAUGGCUUUACUCUAUCCCACCUUUGGGGAUUUAUAGUAGGAAAGAUCUUUGAAUCCAUCUCACAGUAGCUGACAGGGAGCUUUGACAGGGAUUUUUUUCAAAAAUCCCUAGCACAAAUCAGCCUUUCAUCUGCUUCUAUGCAUGGAGACAUGCAGUAGUUAUUUUAUUUUUUCAAUUCUUUGAAGUUUCCUCCUCACACCUAGUUAGAUAGGACUAUCAAGGCAGGAAUGGGGCAGUCAGUGCUAUGUAUCCUAAUGCACAGUGUGUUUCUGAUCACAGAUUUAUUUAUUCCCCAUAGAGACCUGUAGUGGGUAGGACAGAGAGAAAAAGAUGAAAACUCAAAGGAUUUGGCAGGAGGUCGUAAAUUGGAUGGCAGGCCACCAGAGCCUGGGGGACUGAAUCUGUGAGGGAGCAGAAGAGAUCACCAGCUGGGACUUUGGGACACAAAGCAGGAGGGAAAGGCAGGGAACGUGGGCUUGCUAGUCACUUCAGCGGCAGCAUGAAGAGGGAGAGUGGGGGCUGCAGGGAUAUGUCACACUCGCUCUCUGAGCUGUUUGAGUUGAGGAAGUUGUCCGUGGCUGAGUUUCCUUUCCCUCUCUGUGCUAUUG